Molecule: messenger RNA, 551 nt
Organism: Eruca vesicaria subsp. sativa (arugula)
Lineage: Eukaryota; Viridiplantae; Streptophyta; Magnoliopsida; Brassicales; Brassicaceae
Source: the annotation of a GenBank genome assembly
UCUGUCGACGAUCUGCGUGCGUGCGUGCGUAUGACCGAUGGCGAGUCGGCUUAAGGAGAUAGUGAAGAAGUACGGGAAAGUAGCGCUGGGGGUUCAUUUCUCCGUCUCCGGCGUUUCGAUCAGUGGAUUCUACAUAGCCAUCAAGAACAACGUCGAUGUGGAGUCGCUCGUGGACAAGUACCAGAUCCCAUGGUUCUCAAAAACCCCUAACCCUAGCCUCGAUCUAAAUCAGGAGGAUGAUCAAGUCUUGGCUACCACGGACGACAAGACGAAACAGCUGGCGAAAUCUGCGGGAGGAGCCUUAGCUCUGGCCGUUCUGUGCAACAAGGCGCUUUUUCCGAUCAGGGUUCCCAUCACGAUGGCACUGACACCUCCGAUUGCUAGAUUCCUCAGACAGAGAAAAAUCCUCAAAACCGGCGGAUGAUUUUUUGCUUUUCCUCUACAUACAACAUGUAUGUUUAAUCUAUUAUAUGUUGUUUUUGUUGGAAUGUUAUUGCGAGAAAUUCAGGGAUAUUUUGUUGAUUGAUAUGAAUAAAAAGUCUUCCAUGAAA